CUUGCUUUGGGCAAAUAUGCUGCUGCCCAGCGCGUUAGGCAUUUCGCGAGCCGGGAAAGCUACGCACUGAGAAGUGGGACCCCUCCAGAGGAAUAAGCAGGGGGGUGUGCGAGGCAAACGGGAGGAGGCACAAAAGGAGGAUGGAAAUCCUGUAUGAAUGUGGAAGCCAUUAGCAGAGUAAUUGCUGUCUGUUACCAUGACAACCAGCCGCUGCAGUCACCUGCCCGAAGUCUUACCAGACUGCACCAGCUCGGCUGCUCCCAUGGUAAAGACCGUGGAGGACUGUAGCAGCCUUGUGAAUGGACAGCCGCAGUAUGUCAUGCAAGUUUCGGCCAAGGACGGGCAGCUGCUGUCAACGGUAGUACGGACUCUUGCCACGCAGAGUCCUUUCAAUGACAGACCAAUGUGCAGGAUUUGCCACGAAGGCAGCAGUCAAGAAGACUUGCUUUCUCCCUGUGAAUGUACAGGCACCCUGGGGACUAUUCAUCGCAGCUGCCUGGAGCACUGGCUGUCGUCUUCGAAUACCACUUACUGUGAACUCUGCCACUUCAGGUUUGCAGUAGAGCGCAAACCGAGGCCGUUGGUUGAGUGGCUAAGAAACCCGGGGCCCCAGCACGAAAAACGGACUCUGUUUGGGGACAUGGUGUGCUUCUUGUUUAUAACUCCAUUGGCUACCAUCUCUGGCUGGUUGUGUCUGCGGGGAGCAGUGGACCACCUGCACUUUAGUAGUAGGCUAGAAGCCGUCGGCCUCAUUGCACUUACUGUCGCACUCUUCACAAUUUACCUCUUUUGGACACUAGUAUCAUUUAGGUACCACUGUAGAUUAUACAAUGAAUGGCGUCGGACCAAUCAAAGAGUUAUACUUCUCAUCCCAAAGUCCGUCAGCAUCCCUUCGAACCAGCAGUCCUUGCUGGGCCUGCAUUCAGUCAAAAGGAACUCAAAGGAGACAAUCGUCUAAUUGUGAUAAUCCUUCACCGGUGCCAUGAACUACAUGUGGGUUUAACUCCAUUCCAACCUGGUGGUUUCCUAUGCUGAGAGAGAGACUUUUUGCAGAGGGGGGUGGGAAACACAUGACUGUUGCAAAUGAAAUCAUGGAUGCUGCAAUCAUAUGAUAUUUGCUAAGCUGCCAAACAUGUUUAAAUUUAGCAGAUACUGUAUGAAGUUCUCCAAUACCAUGUUGAUAGCUGCAUCACUAGGGAUGCACACCCUUUUUUAUUGUUUAAAAAUAUUAAACUAUGAUGGCUAACAAUGCA
Messenger RNA from Hemicordylus capensis (graceful crag lizard), 1253 nucleotides. RefSeq names its product membrane associated ring-CH-type finger 3 (gene MARCHF3). Bases 197 to 958 code for a protein of 253 amino acids. Gene Ontology annotation, biological process: protein ubiquitination. Gene Ontology annotation, molecular function: ubiquitin-protein transferase activity; zinc ion binding. The transcript is spliced from 5 exons. The record is from RefSeq and is a predicted model, not a curated record. Lineage: Eukaryota; Metazoa; Chordata; Lepidosauria; Squamata; Cordylidae.